GUCGAUUUCCCUGCGACUUUCCACGAACGAACAAAUACCAGAACUCGAAGUGCCAGUCUCCGCUCAAUUCAGCGGUUAAAUCGAUUGUCUCUCCUGUUCGCCAAUCCUCCAUUCUCCAAAUAAAUUCAAAAUGAAGCACCUUGCAGCUUACCUCCUCCUUGGCCUCGCCGGCAACACCGACCCCUCCGAAGACGACAUCAAGAGUGUUCUCUCUUCUGUCGGUAUCGAUGCCGAUGAGGAACGUCUCUCCAAGUUGCUCGAAGAGUUGAAGGGCAAGGACAUCAAUGAGCUGAUCGCCGAAGGCUCAACGAAACUUGCCUCUGUCCCAACUGGCGGUGCUGGUGGCGCUGCUGCUCCUGCUGCCGGUGGUGCGGCGGCUGGCGGCGCUGCUGCCGCUGAGGAAGAGAAGCCUGCCGAGAAAGAAGAGGAGAAGGAAGAGUCUGACGAAGACAUGGGCUUUGGUCUGUUCGACUAAGCGGCAAAUCGUAAAAAUGCAAUGGGAAUUGACUACGCACAAUCUACGACCAAACCACGGGGGAUGCGUGGUCGCUGGAGGAUGACGGUCGCGCUUACAUACAGCGCUGUUGAACCAUCUGCGGGCGCACGAUCUACAUGCGCAAAGCCAAGUCGACCAAUGCCACCGCGGCGAGCAAUGCGAAAAUGGGACAUGGCUACCUCAGGACUUUGACCUGUUUUCCGUCCAGGUGUAGAACGAGGCAACUUUCAAUACAUCCAAUUGAUCCGACAUCACCCAAAAUA
Cladophialophora immunda is the source of this 759-nucleotide messenger RNA. Its product is annotated as 60S acidic ribosomal protein P2. The coding region runs from base 131 to 475 and encodes 114 amino acids. Gene Ontology annotation, biological process: cytoplasmic translational elongation. NCBI's taxonomy places the organism in Eukaryota, Fungi, Ascomycota, Eurotiomycetes, Chaetothyriales, Herpotrichiellaceae. The transcript has 3 exons. Gene Ontology annotation, cellular component: ribosome; cytosolic large ribosomal subunit. Gene Ontology annotation, molecular function: structural constituent of ribosome. The record is from RefSeq and is a predicted model, not a curated record.